Molecule: messenger RNA, 777 nt
Organism: Rangifer tarandus platyrhynchus (Svalbard reindeer)
Lineage: Eukaryota; Metazoa; Chordata; Mammalia; Artiodactyla; Cervidae
Source: the annotation of a GenBank genome assembly
AUGGCCCGCGUGUCCACUCUGCUCCCCGAGGUUCCUGCUCCCCACGGCGCCUUCCCUGGGCAGCAGGCGACGCAUCGCUGUGGUGCCCUGCUGGCUUUCAUUCCGGGCUCCCCUUUCCCCGACAUUGAGACGAAGCCGGCCCAGGCCCUGCGUCUGAGCACUCCGCAGGACUCAGGCACCAAGCCUGCCUACGCCCAGGGCAAAGGAACUGACGAGCGUCGCCAGGCCAGCUUCCAGAACCUCCCUCUGGCCUUGCCCGCCCGGGGCCUCCAGACACUUGGGUGUGUUGAUCUCAGAUGCCAAACAGCUGCUGGGCUUGGAGGCGUCUCGGGAGCUAAGGAGCCAGGAACGUCCAGGAACGUCCACACCCGUGAUGCUGCCAGGAGGCAGGCAGUGGGCUCGGAGCCAAAGCUUCUUCGGGGCGGACGCGGUGCGGUCGGCGUGUGUGGCGAGCUGGAGCGGACUCCAGGCCUGCUGUCGUCAAGCGGGGAGACGGAACUUCGGGCUCAGGCCCCUCUUCUGCUCCCCCUCACCCAGGGGCUCAGCGACUCACUCACUCGGCAAAUGCUCGACAAAAGGCCGCCUGUGCGUGCGCCCGGCACUGCUCAGUCCGGGAAGACGGAGGUGGGGAAGCAGGGUCUGACCUCCCAGAGCGUCCCGGAUGUGGAACUCUGUCCCCGGAUGUGGAACUCCAUCCCCGGAUGUGGCAAUCUGCAGCUAAAACUGGGCAAGGCUUGGGUCCCCUGGUGGGCCAGUGGUCAAGACGUCCCCUUCUGA